Molecule: messenger RNA, 525 nt
Organism: Nicrophorus vespilloides
Lineage: Eukaryota; Metazoa; Arthropoda; Insecta; Coleoptera; Silphidae
Product: stress-associated endoplasmic reticulum protein 2
Exons: 2
Coding region: 152-346 (64 amino acids)
Biological process (GO): endoplasmic reticulum unfolded protein response
Cellular component (GO): endoplasmic reticulum
Source: RefSeq, a predicted model, not a curated record
AAGCCACAGCCACAUGAACCGCUUUCUCCACUGCUGCUGGCGCUUACUUUUGACACACAACUCCAAACUAUCGGACGUGUCACUUUUUUAGUGUUUUCAUUUUCACUUAUUAUUUGCAACAAAACCCCUUCAGCAAAAACCAACAGAGAAGAUGGCUUCUAUGCAAAGGAUGCGUUUCGCCAACGAGAAGGCCAUGAAGAACGUGUUGAACCGCGGAAACGUACCCAAAACAACGAAACCGGAGAAGGAAAACUACCCAGUGGGACCAUGGCUGUUGGCCCUCUUCAUCUUCGUCGUCUGCGGCUCUGCAGUCUUCCAAAUUAUCCAGUCCAUCAGAAUGGCAUAAAUAUGGAAACAACAGAUAAACCACCACCCCUCAUUUUUUGCGUUUCACAAUAUGCCACAUUGCUGGAUGAAAAUUAGACUUUAAGUACCAACAUUGCUCAUAUUGUCUCAAUGUGGAAUAUUAUUAUUUGAUUUUCGUUUGUUGCAAUAUUAUAUAUGAAUAUAUUUUUUUUAUUUUUA